UUUUUGUUUUACUUUGUCAUGUACGAUAUUUGUAAAUAGAAAAGGAAUGCUAUAUUAUUAAAAUGGAUAAACUUUUCUCUCAUUUAACUUUCAGGAAACUAUGUACAGUAGCUUUCUUACUUCGCGUUAUUCUUUUGGUUUAUGGAGAGUAUCAAGAUGCUUAUUUUACAGUUAAAUAUACCGAUAUAGACUAUGUUGUCUUUACAGAUGCAGCUCGAUACAUUACUCAGGGACAAUCACCUUAUUUACGAGAAACAUAUCGCUAUACACCUUUAUUAGCAAUACUACUUACACCUAAUAUAUACUGGUUUCGAUCAUUUGGUAAAUGUCUAUUUGCAUCUGCAGAUUUACUUGUUGGUUAUUUGAUUCAUCGUAUUCUUUUAUUACGUGGUAUGCCUUCAAAGAGUGCAUUAAAAUACGAUGCCCUCUGGCUUUUAAACCCUAUGGUAGCUAAUAUCUCGACACGUGGAAACGCUGAAUCACUAUUAGGAGUAAUGGUACUAGGUACCUUGUAUCUUAUCUUGAAUAAGAAGUUUUAUUCAGGUUGUGCCUUAUUUGGUUUGUCAGUUCAUUUCAAAAUAUAUCCAGUCAUUUAUGCCGUACCUUUAUUAAUGUUACUAGAUAAUCAUUAUUAUGAUUGUAAAGACAGAGAAAACUCUAUGUUUAGAAAAUUAUCUAAUUCCAUUCCAUUUUUAUCGCCUUUACGAAUCCUGUUUGCUGUUUCAAGUGCCUUUGUAUUUUUUAUUUUAACUGGGCUCAUGUUCCAACAGUAUGGCAAUGCAUUUAUACAACAUACCUAUUUAUAUCAUGUUACGCGUGAAGAUCAUCGUCAUAAUUUUUCUAUUUGGUUUUAUCAAAUGUAUCUUGGUAUAGAAAACACACAUCAAUUUAUGGGUCUAAUUACAUUUGUACCUCAAUUAUUACUUGUUACUAUUCUUGGUAUUGCUUUUGGGAAAGAUACAUUCUUCGCUUGUUUUAUACAGACAUUUAUAUUUGUUACAUAUAAUAAAGUUAUUACAUCACAGUAUUUUAUGUGGUAUAUCUGUCUAUUCCCUUUAAUAUUACCAUCAUUAAAAAUUACAUUUAAAUGGAAAGGUCUAAUGCUAUUACUUGCUUGGAUAAUAGGACAGGCUUUAUGGUUAAACUUUGCAUAUAAAUUGGAAUUUUUGGGAAAGAAUACAUUUUUAGAAUUAUGGAUGUCAGGAACAAUUUUCUUUAUUAUUAAUUGCUGGAUUGUAGUAGAAAUGAUACUGAAUUAUAGAUAUGAACCUAUUUAUGGAUCUACUGGACGAAUAAGAUGGGUUUGGGGAAAUGGCGAUCCAGGAUCAAAAAGACAUUGACUUGAUGUCUUUAAUGCAAUCAAUGAUAGCCAAUCAAAUAAUAGAUAAUACAAAACGAGUCAUCAAAUUCUCAGCGAAUAAAAUAAAAAUCCAUCUAACCUACCUGAAAUUUAUUUUUAUUUAUUUAUUUUCUUUGUUUAUAUUUAUUAUCUAUUUUUACCACCUUUUCUUUACCCUUUAUCUU
This is a messenger RNA of Cokeromyces recurvatus, 1524 nucleotides long. RefSeq names its product PEANUT1. The coding region runs from base 63 to 1340 and encodes 425 amino acids. Gene Ontology annotation, cellular component: membrane; glycosylphosphatidylinositol-mannosyltransferase I complex. Lineage: Eukaryota; Fungi; Mucoromycota; Mucoromycetes; Mucorales; Mucoraceae. The record is from RefSeq and is a predicted model, not a curated record. The transcript has 4 exons. Gene Ontology annotation, molecular function: alpha-1,4-mannosyltransferase activity; GPI mannosyltransferase activity. Gene Ontology annotation, biological process: GPI anchor biosynthetic process.